CUCACUCUGACGCGAAGUAGGAUAGACUCUGCGCGCUUUCCUUCAAUCGGGCUAGACUGACCCAGACUUGGUUGGCUGACUUCUGACGCCCAACAAUGCGGACCAAGCCACAAAAGUUUGAUAAGUUAUCUUUGCGCACGGGGCUGGCUGUAAGGGCUCUCGGGACGGACAGCAGCAUGGAUCAGGGUACAACAGUUGGUUUUUCUGCAUCCCUGCGGGAGGACAUUUGAAGAGUCAGGAGACAUGAACAGCCUCGCCUCUGUGCCAGAGGAGAUAAUUUAGUCCUGGAUUUAGCAGGAGCUCUCGAGGUUUACAGCUGGAGUAUCUUGAAGCUUAACGCACUAUAAUUUUUUAUGACAAUUUCACUUUCAGUAGCAUCUGCUUGAGUUUUGUUUUAUGCGACUCUUGGAUAACCACCCACACUGCGGUGUCGCUUUUGGAGACGUUGGAUCUGAAUUACGCACGGGAUUCCUCUGACAAAUGACAGCUUCUAGGUGGUUUAUUGUUCCCUCACUUCAUCCCCUCCGCUCCCUGUACCGCACCGAUCAACCGUAUCACCCCCCUCAUCAGGUGAGGUAGACGCGGGGAGUGAAAGCUUUUCUCUCUUUCAGUGCGCCGGCGUGCGGCCGCGGGCCACCUGGCCGAGGAUGUGGGGAGGAGGUUUCCCGAUGUAUGUCACCGCGAUUGUGACUCUGCUCCUGGUCAUCAUCGACGUGAAAGCCAGCGGGGAGUAUUGUCACGGCUGGCACGACUCCCAGGGAGCGUGGAAAGAAGGGUUCCAGUGCCCGGAGAAGAUAGACGGAGAGGACGCGAUCAUCUGCUGCGGGAAAUGCGAGCUGCGCUACUGCUGCUCCAGCACGGACGCGCGGCUGGAUCAGGGGAGCUGCGAUAACGACCGGCAGGCUCAGGAUCCCGGCGCAGAGAGCAAGGACAAUAAGGACUCCGGUGCAGUGCCCAUCUACGUGCCGUUCCUGAUCGUAGGCUCUGUGUUUGUAGCUUUCAUCUUGGUGGGCUCUGUGGUUGCUGUGUGCUGCUGCCGCUGCCUCCGGCCCAAGCAGGAACUGUCGUCAGGAGGUGCGACAGGAGGCGGGGCCGGCAGUGGUCGCCUCUUGGAAACCAUCCCUAUGAUGGCCAGUGCAGGGACCUCCAGAGGUUCAUCGUCCCGUCAGUCCAGCACGGCCACUUCGUCCAGCUCUUCCGCCCCACCCGCUGCACCCCGCCCCGCUCCCCCUCCCCUCAUGAGGGCUCAGGCCUCCUGCUGCCUGCCCCCUGAUGCCAGCGUCUUCGUCAACAUGCCCACUAACUUCUCUGUACUCAACUGCCAGCAGGCCACGCAAAUCAUGCCUCACCAGGGACAGUUUCUGCACCCGCAGUACAUCGGCUACGCCCACCCUGUGUCCCCUACCACAGCCUUUCUGGACACCACUCAGGGUGGAUACAGACCCCUCCAGUCCCCCUGCCCUCCUCCCACUGGUGGGUCCAGUGUCACCAGUGACCAGAAAUACCCUCCAGUGACUGUGUGAGAAGGGGUCAACCUGCAGACCACUCUGCCGCUUUGUUGUGAAGUUUAACCUGUGAGGGUUGCUCCAGAGACCUUUCGGGGGGAUGCUGACAGAGUAGAAAAAGAAAGGCAGACUCACAUGAAGGACUCAUAAAGCCCUUGAGGCAGCAGGACCUGCCCUGCUAUUGUGUGUGGUGUGUGUCUGUUUAGUGUGUCAUAUGAUCUACUGCUUGGGAAGUUUAAAUGAGCUAAGCUCAGCCUGUGAUGGGGUUGGAUGGAUGCAUAAACAAGUUUCUGUCUUGAUGCAAAGACAAAACUGCAUAUUGGAGAAUUGAACAGCCCAGAUGGGUGAUAAUGCACAGCUAACUGCAGCCCACAGCUCAAAUAAAGACUGUGCACGUGUCUGUGUUUGCAUGCAUGUGUAUGUGACAGUGAGGAAAAGACUUUUUGGCUUGUAUGUGCUGGAAUGAGUGAUGAUUGGAUGAUUUACAGCAGUGAACGGUAUGAAAAAAGGAUAUUCAAGCAAAAAAAAAAAAAAAACCUAUGACCACAUGCUGUGUUUAUGCCAUGUGCACAUCUGCACUUGUGAAUUGUUGUGAGUGGUUUAUACAAUGCAGUAUAUGUUUGUGUUGAAAGCAUGAAGAAAGAAAGCAUGUGAAAAGAUGUUUGUACUGUAUGUGUGUGAGUUAGUGUGAAGUGUGGAGGGAUGUGGUCUUAUGAGUAAUUGUGAGUGAACUGUGUGUAAUGGGAAAUGCAGGUGGCGUGAUGUGAAAGGCAGUCGCAAUCUCCCUGCAGACCAUUUAAACUGUAAUGAAGUGAACACAGGACAUAGACUGUGACGCUCCACCCUACUAUACUACCCCCCCUCCUGCCACCCAAAAAGAAAAAACACACACAUAAAAUCCCUGACUGCCCUGUGUGGAAACACACACAACCCUCCAGAAAAUUUAAAUAUUCACGCAAGGCUGGCAGUUAAUGUACCUGACAAGUGUGAGAGUGUGACAGAGAAGGAGUGAGAGGCAGCUCUCUGAAGAUUACGGAGUUAAUUAUGCAGUGAAAACUCAGCCAACUGCCCCCUUCGCUCCUCUCCCAUGAGAGGUGUGUGUGCAUGUGUGUGUAUUUAACACUCCCACAGUUCAGUGCGUUAGCGGAGGGCACCGGCAGCUCCAGGGCAGCGUUGAAUCAUUAUUUUCCACUUAAGGAAGGCACAGAAAUGGCGGUUAUUGGUUGUGAAUCAGAAAAAAAAUGAGCUAAGGGUGCAUUUUUUCCACUGUUCUGUGUACUGUUGUGCAGCUGGGUCACUGGUAACUCAGUAACAUGCAACUUGAGAAAUGUGCUGCUCCACUGAACGCGCAGCCUGACAUGUCCCACAGUACUGAAACCGGCACGUUUGUGUACCUCAUCUGUACUCGGAGCAUGUCUGUAAGAUACAGUUGGCAGCUUGUGUGUGACAAUAUAAUCGGUAAAAUGAUGUAUGAAAAUUGUCCCAAUUUCUCACAAGAUUGACACUUUUCAUAUGAAUUCUACAAAAAUAAACUUUUAAACAGA
This is a messenger RNA of Chelmon rostratus (copperband butterflyfish), 3049 nucleotides long. Its product is annotated as protein shisa-2. Lineage: Eukaryota; Metazoa; Chordata; Actinopteri; Chaetodontiformes; Chaetodontidae. The coding region runs from base 648 to 1523 and encodes 291 amino acids. The record is from RefSeq and is a predicted model, not a curated record. The transcript has 2 exons.